AUGACCAGAAGCCGCAAGAAUCCGCCCAAGCGAGGCCGCGCACGAGACCGGGUGUUUGGCCGGUCCCGCCGCUGGGGAAGUCUGUCCGCACAGAGCGGGACUCGGAGCCCAGCUCCGGAACCUUCCACCGCCAGGCAGGGCACUCAGGGCACGGCCUCCUGCACCGUCAGGCACCUUCACGGCGUCUGCUCUGCCCUUCAGGGUGCUCGCAAGCCGCCCACUCGGGUCUCAGAGAAAGCCUUUCAAUGCUGCCAUCGCCACGACCGGAAUUGCCAGCUGGCCUGCCUCGUGGACAUCGUCUCCAGCCACCGUCCGGAGGAAGCUGUGACGGCCUCGAAGAACGUCCCGCGGCAGUGCCUGGCUCCCCGGCCCGGCUCCCUGCUCAUCUCCCAGUCCCUGGCCAUGGAGAACAGCGCCACAGUGCCGAGCCUUCCGGGAACUUCUAUCACCUCUGCUGCCCGGAAACCCGCCUGCGUCAUGGCCCUGGGGCACCGGGGGAGCACUGCCGGCAGCUCUGGGGGGAGGAGCCUCUCGGAACAGCCCCUAAAUCUGGGCGAGUCCGUGGGGGCCCCUGGACCGCACCCGCACUUCCGCGUCUCCCCCGUUCGCCACCUGCCCAAACAGCCGUGCGUGCUGCCCGCCGUCUUGGCCCCUCGGCAGCGGAAUGAGGAACGAAGCCGGGCCGGGAGUCGUGGCAGCUCGGAAGCUGGCGAACGUGACAGAGUGACACCGACGACAACACACGCUAACUUAGACGCGUGCGCCGUCUGUACCCGUUACGCUGACGAGGGCAAAAGACAACCAGGGGCCACUGGCCCAGCUCAGCCUGGGGCCCCCGGCAGCGGCCCCAUCUACGGGGCUGCGGGCCGCCUUCACCAGCCCCCUGCCUCCGUAAAAAGUGGGCUUCGGGAGCAGACGAAACGCGCCCUCGGCGCUGGGCGCAGUGUGGCCGUGGCUGCGGGGGAGAGCAUGAGGGUGGCGCUGUGUCAGCUGGACGAGGUGGUGAUGCCACGCCCCUGUCACCGAGGGGGCUGCACACAGAGCCACGCCCCUCCCCGGGGGCGGGGGCGAGCCCGGCCAACCAGAGCUCGUGAGAGUGCGUCGGGCUCCGCCCCCCAUGUGAGCUUGUUUUCCCAGACUCCUCCACUCUUGUGUAGGGACCGCCGCGCUGCCGGGCCCGACGGCGCGCACCCCCGACGGCGCGCGGCCCGGGACAGCUGGCGCCCCGGUGCUGGCGCUCGUUGGGUGGGCCUCGCGUCGGGACGGGAGGCCGGAGGUGGAGGCGCUGGCGCCCCGCGCUGGGCCCCGGAAGCCCGUGAGGGAGGUGCGCGCUCGCCGGAAGCCGCGCCCCCGACGCGGCCCAACUGCCCGCGGCGCCGGAAGUGGCCGCGGCCGCUCUGCUUCCGCUCGGCGGGGCGUCCUCGGGCCGGGGCUGCGGACCCGGGGAAGUCGGCAGCGCCCAUGGCGGAGGGCGGCGGCCCCCACGGGCGGGCCGGGCCGGGGCCCGCAGGUCCUAAUCUGAAGGAAUGGCUGAGGGAGCAGUUCUGUGACCAUCCGCUGGAGCACUGUGAGGACACCAGGCUCCAUGACGCAGCCUAUGUGGGGGACCUCCAGACGCUCAGGAGCCUGUUGCAGGACGAGAGCUACCGGAGCCGCAUCAACGAGAAGUCCGUGUGGUGCUGUGGCUGGCUCCCGUGCACUCCGCUGAGGAUCGCGGCCACCGCAGGCCACGGCAACUGCGUGGACUUCCUUAUCCGGAAAGGGGCCGAGGUGGACCUCGUGGAUGUAAAGGGACAGACCGCCCUGUACGUGGCUGUGGUGAACGGGCACCUGGAGAGCGCCCAGAUCCUCCUCGAGGCCGGCGCCGAUCCCAACGGGAGCCGGCACCACCGCAGCACCCCCGUCUACCACGCGUCGCGCGUGGGCAGGGCCGACAUUCUGAAGGCCCUCAUCAGGUAUGGGGCUGACGUCGAUGUCAACCACCACCUGACCCCGGACAUCCGGCCCCCUUUCUCGCGCCGCCUCACCUCCCUGGUGGUCUGUCCCUUGUACAUCAGUGCAGCCUACCACAACCUCCAGUGCUUCAAGCUGCUUCUGCAGGCGGGGGCGAACCCCGACUUCAACUGCAACGGCCCCGUCAACACGCAGGGCUUCUACAGGGGCUCGCCGGGCUGCGUCAUGGACGCCGUCCUGCGCCACGGCUGCGAGGCCGCCUUCGUGAGCCUGCUCGUGGAGUUCGGAGCCAACCUGAGCCUGGUGACAUGGGAAUCCUUGGGCCCGGAGUCGAGAGGCAGGAGGAAGGUGGACCCCGAGGCACUGCAGGUCUUCAAAGAGGCCAGAAGUGUCCCCAGGGCCUUGCUGAACCUGUGCCGCGUGGCCGUGAGAAGAGCUCUCGGCAAACACCGACUGCAUCUGAUUCCCUCGCUGCCCCUGCCGGACCCCAUAAAAAAGUUUCUGCUUUAUGAGUAGAACGCAGAUGCGGGGUGACCGCAGCGAGGGGGACAGUGACGUGCAGUGAGCGCUGACGCCGUGUCCUGCCCUGCGAACCCCGCCCCGUGCUGCCGUUGGUAAAGUGGAAACGACCUUGUCCUCAUGGACUGUAACUCCAUCUCAGGUGCUCGGGGCCCUGGCCAGGCCCUGGGGCCCUGUCAGCUGAAAAGUUCAUACAAAACCUGAUUUUGCUCUUCCUCGGUA
This is a messenger RNA of Hyaena hyaena (striped hyena), 2694 nucleotides long. It is a transcript of the gene ASB1, whose product is annotated as ankyrin repeat and SOCS box containing 1. Gene Ontology annotation, biological process: protein ubiquitination; intracellular signal transduction. Gene Ontology annotation, molecular function: protein binding. The coding region runs from base 1 to 2469 and encodes 822 amino acids. The transcript has 15 exons. Gene Ontology annotation, cellular component: ubiquitin ligase complex. Lineage: Eukaryota; Metazoa; Chordata; Mammalia; Carnivora; Hyaenidae. The record is from RefSeq and is a predicted model, not a curated record.